AUGAGUAACCUCGUUCGCCCAAUCAAGCUCCAGGAGCAACACCUUCGUCUGAUCUACGAAGACUUCCGCCUGCUUGAUGAGGACAGAGAUGGCUACAUUGACCAGAUUCAGUACGCGACACUCGUACGAGCUCUCGGCCAAACAGUCUCGGAUGUGGAGAUUGAGCGAACAUGGAGAAUUGCGCUCGAAGAGCAGCAGAAAGCCGACGAAGAAGCCAAGGCUGAAUUUGCGAGGGCGGCCGCGGCGAUGAAAAAGGAGGGACCAGAGAACACAUUGGGUCUCCCCAGGAAAGCUGCGCCUCCGCCGCCCUCGAGUGGUCCUCAGAACACCGUGAGUUUUCCCGUUUUCACCAAAGUGUUCGCCGAGAACUACAUCCCCGCGGAGUCUGAAAAGACUCUGCUUCAAGCUUUUCAGCUCUUCGACCCCUCCAACUCUGGGAAACUCUCCAUGCAGCAGCUGCAGGCGAUUGUGAUGCAGCGCGGCGAGCCGCUGACGGCUGCGGAGUUCGAUGAGUUUGUGCUUCUCGCUGGCCUUGACAGCCAAAAGAAAUUCGAUUACGCACAGCUCUCAAAGAGGCUUCUGAAGGGCCCCGCCGGUAUUGCGACUAUCAACUCGACUAACUAA
Messenger RNA from Besnoitia besnoiti, 624 nucleotides. RefSeq names its product putative myosin regulatory light chain. Gene Ontology annotation, molecular function: calcium ion binding. Gene Ontology annotation, cellular component: cytoplasm. The record is from RefSeq and is a predicted model, not a curated record. NCBI's taxonomy places the organism in Eukaryota, Apicomplexa, Conoidasida, Eucoccidiorida, Sarcocystidae. The transcript has 6 exons. The coding region runs from base 1 to 624 and encodes 207 amino acids.